AUGACUAAUAAGGAUGCUGAAAGAGAUAUACAUCGCGAUCCACGAAUGGCUACUUUGUUAGCGGUGCAUCUAGUAAGUCAGGUUCUGGACGAGGCGUAUGUUAUUGCAAACGCUGCUCAAGAUUCUGAUAAUCCCACAAAUGUGAACGACCAUUCUCUUAUAGGCCAAGGGGAUGAAGAAUUUACAGGUGAUACAGAUGAGUCGAAAUCAACAUCUUUGUUCAUAACGAAUCUUUUUGACAUGAGCGAUGUAGAGCGUGAUAUGAGUUUGAUUGAACCAGUUCUAAUGCAAGAUAAACCGGAACCACACGAUGACAUUAACAACAAUGAAACAACAACUAAACACGAUAUAGCUUCUUAUGAAAAAGCCUACUUAACUCUAAAUCGAGAUUAUGAACAUUACUCUGACGAUGAAGAACCUGUUCUUCAAGACCCUAAAGGGCUAUCAAUGCACGAAAUUGAGCUUAUGGCUGGGGGCUCUGCUGGCGACAAUUGCCCUCAAGAAAAACAAACGAAAAACAAGGAAUUAGCAGCAAUAUCGGGAGUGUCAAGCUCUGGCCUUGGUUCGAAGAAAAGUAGCUUAAUCCGUCGCUGUCGCACUCAAGGAGCUAGACUCUUAUCUUGCCUCCGAGGGUGGUGGUGGAGACGCAGGUUUCAUGGAAAACGCAGGGAUUCUCGAAUGCAUGGAUCAAUUCGUCUCCACUGUCCCUUAUCACCUGAUGCCCGACGCCGAGCAGCUAGUCUACUUGACCAACGUCAUCUAAGGACACCUUCUCCGUCCAGAUCCGUAGUUUGGAAGUUCAACACUGUCAAUGAGGCUCUAGUUCAUUCCGCCCAAUGGAAAGAGUUCGCAUCGAAAAUUGAUUUUAGUGAAAACGAAAACUCUUAAAAUUAAAUUUUAUGAUUAGCUAUUGUAUUCAUAUUGAAACCUCGAUUUUAUUGCAAUAAAAGUAUGGUUCAA
Molecule: messenger RNA, 960 nt
Organism: Zerene cesonia (dogface butterfly)
Lineage: Eukaryota; Metazoa; Arthropoda; Insecta; Lepidoptera; Pieridae
Exons: 8
Coding region: 1-888 (295 amino acids)
Source: RefSeq, a predicted model, not a curated record